AUGGCAGCUGCUGAACAAACGAACAAUGAUCUUAGGGAGGAGGUUAGUAGCCUCAAAGAAGGUAUGGAAAAGAUAACUGCAAUGAUGAUGGACAUGAUGGCCGCACAGGCACAAGCCUCUCAAGCAAAAAUUGUUCAGACUGUUCAGGGAGAUGUUGAAGUCUCUCAGCCUGCGGGUUCUACUGCAACUAUUAGUACUACACAGCCCUUGGUGAAUCAGUUUUCCUCUGGUGAUAUGACAAAUAUGUAUAGUUCAGGGUUUCGUCCUACUGGCUCUCUUGGUUCUUCUAUUCCUCCUCAGUAUCAUAUGCCGCCAGGCUAUCCGUGGGGCAUGCCACUCGCAAAUAAUGAAGGUGUUCGUCAUAAUGCACCAGAAAUGCAGUUCCCUUUUGGACAUCAACAAACACCGUUUUAUCAGUCCGGCCAGCCUUUUCCUCAGGCCACUAUGACCUAUGCUGGACCCCUCGUUCAUGCUGCUCAUCAAGAAGAAGAACAGGUUUAUCACUCUAAUAGUGUGGCUGGUGAUGAUAGGGUAGGAAACUUGGAAGAAAGGUUUGAGGCGGUGCACAAAGAGUUAAAGACUACCCGUGGUAAAGAAAUGUUCAGUCAGAAUGUGAAUGACCUCUGCUUGGUUCCGGAUGUGGUGAUACCUCAUAAGUUUAAAAUGCCGAUCUUUGAAAAGUACACAGGGGAUACUUGCCCUGAGAUGCACUUAGUCACAUAUGUCAGGAAGAUGGUAGCUCACAAGAAUAAUGAGCCUCUGCUUAUUCACUGUUUCCAGGACAGUUUGACUGGUCCCGCACACACAUGGUAUAUGAAUUUGAAGGGCAUCACAACCUUUGAGGAAUUGGCCAAUGCUUUCAUCCAACAGUACAAGUAUAACUCUUAUCUGGCACCUAACCGGAAAGAACUGCAAUCUAUGACUCAGGGUGAUAAGGAAUCUUUCAAGGAAUACGCUCAACGCUUCAUUCAAAAGUCUGCUCAAAUCCGUCCGCCUCUGGAUGAAAGAGAAGUGUCCGAUCUAUUCUAUGAGACUCUGAGCCCUUUCUACUCAGAGAAGAUGCUUGGUUGUGCCUCACAAAAGUUUACUGAUAUGGUAGAUAUGGGUGUGCGCAUUGAAGAUUGGGUCCGUAAGGGACGUGUGAGUAAAGAUGGUGCUUCUUCAGGUGGUUCAUCUAAUGGUAAUAGGAAGUUCGGAAAUGGGUCCUCAAAGAAGAACGCUCAAGAGGUUGGUAUGGUGGCCCAUGGCGGAUCCCAGCCUAUAUACCCUAGCUACCCCUAUGUUGCUAACAUUCCACCACCUACCCUAACUCCACAAAAUCCAAACUAUCAACUACAAAGGCCUCAAGCACCCCAUCCAUAUUAUCCACCACUAUAUCAACCACAACCUUAUCAACCCCAACCGUUUUAUCAACAACCAUACUAUCCCCCACCACCUCAACAACAACAGCCUCGCCCUCGAGCUCAACAACAACAUACUCGCCCUCAAAGAAACCAAUUUCCCCCUAUCCCCAUGACAUAUGAAGCCUUGUUACCUUCCUUGCUUGCCCGAGGUCUUGUUCAGACCCUACCACCUCCUCGUGUGCAGAACCCUUUACCCCCUUGGUUCCGUGCUGAUCGAAAUUGUGCCUUCCAUCAAGGGGCACCAGGACACGACAUUGAACACUGUUACCCCCUUAAAGAGGCAGUUCAAAAGUUGAUUCACAGCAAAGAUUUAUCCUUCACUGACCCGAACCCUGCUGCUCCAGACCAUCCUCUGCCACCCCAUGGGCCUACUGUUAACAUGGUUGAAGAUUAUCAAGAAGGGGGUCUUGUCACUCGCUCUCAGGAUAUCAAAACUCUGUUGGUUCCAUUACAUGUGAAGAUGUGUGAGGCAGCUAUGUUUAGCCAUAAUCAUAAUAGUUGUGAGGUAUGUUCUGUGGAUCCCCGCGGUUGCGCGCAGGUUCAAGAUGAUGUGCAAGGGCUAAUGGAUCGGGAAGAGCUGGUUGUCACAAGGGAAGAGAAGAGUGUCUGUGUUGUAAUCCCUGUGUUCAAGGAUAGUGCGAAACCAAUUGAUGGUGUUACUCCGGUGUUCAAGGACAGUUCCAAGCCAGCUGUCGCUCCUCUGGUAAUUUGUGUGCCGAGACCCAAGCCGUUUUUCUCUCAAAACGCCAUGCCGUAUAAUUAUGAACCUACAAGCAUAGAGAAUGGUAAAGAAAUAUCCUGGAGUCCCUCAACUUCCGUGAGUAACAUUGCAGAGAAUAGUCAAAUUCUGAGAAGUGGACGCAUCCUUCCGGCAGUUGUGCAAGCAAAGAAGAAAGCUCCGGUGAUAGAGUCAGUGCCAAUACCAGAUCCUAGCAAGGGUAAGAGUAUGGUUCAACCUGGUGAAACUGAUAAUGAUGAGAUUUUGAAGCUGAUCAAGAAAAGUGAUUAUAAGAUAGUGGAUCAGUUAUUGCAGACUCCAUCAAAGAUUUCUAGCAUGUCACUAUUGACAAGCUCUGAUGCUCAUAGGGAUGCAUUGAUGAAAGUGUUGAAUCAAGCCUACGUAGACCAUGAUGUGACUUUGGGUCAAUUUGGGAGCAUUGUUGGAAAUGUGACGGCAUGCAACAAUCUGAGUUUCAGUGAUGAAGACCUCCCAGUGGAGGGGAAGAACCAUAAUAUGGCCUUGCAUAUCUCUGUUAUGUGCAAAACAGAUUCUUUGUCCAAUGUCUUGAUAGAUACCGGUUCUUCCCUCAAUGUGAUGGCAAAGACGACCUUUGAUAAAUUGACAUAUUCAGAUGGAUUCAUUAGGCCUAGUUGUGUAUCAGUAAGGGCAUUUGAUGGAUCCAGGAAGACGGUAUGGGGAGAAGUAGAUUUACCUAUCACUGUUGGGCCCCAAGAGUUUAAAGUUACAUUCCAGAUAAUGGAUAUUCAAGCUUCCUAUAGCUGUUUACUUGGUAGACCAUGGAUUCAUGAAGCCGGGGCAGUAACAUCCACCCUUCAUCAAAAGUUAAAGUUUGUGAGUCGUGGAAAACUUGUUACAGUAAGUGGGGAAUCAGCUUUUUUGGUUAGCCAUUUGUCGUCUUUUUCCUUCAUUGGUGGUGAAAGUCCGGAUGGAACGUCAUUCCAAGGGCUUUCGGUCGAAAGCGGUACUACAAGAGGUGAAACAUGCAUGGCCUCUCUAAGGGAUGCUCAGAGAGUAAUUCAAGAAGGAAAAGCAGAAGGUUGGGGGAAGUUAGUACAGUUGCCUGAGAACAAGCGCAAGGAAGGUCUGGGUUUCUCCGGCAAUAAUCAAGUGAUGUUCGACCCAACUAGAGGUACUUUUCACAGUGCUGGAUUCAUUAAUGCGCCACCUGAAACUAAUGCAAUCUUGGAAGAUCAAUCAGAAGAGGUGGCACCUGACUUUGUGACUCCGGGUGGAAACUGCUGCAAUUGGAUUGCUGUUGACAUCCCUUCUGCGAUACCUCUUUCUAAACUGAACAUACAUGAGCCCGUUGAACAUAGUGACCCUAUGCUGCCUUCCAACUUUGAGUUCCCAGUUUACGAAGCUUGGGUAGAAGAGGAUGAAGAGAUUCCCGAUGAGCUCCGAUGGAUGUUAGAGCAAGAAAGAAAAGCCUUUCAGCCUCACAAGGAAGAAAUAGAGUUAAUCAACCUGGGCACUGAGGAUGAUAAAAAAGAAAUUAAGAUUGGAGCGUCGUUGGAGGCGUCUGUCAAGAAAAAGAUAAUUGAGCUUCUCAGAGAGUAUGAUGAUAUAUUUGCAUGGUCCUACAAAGACAUGCCGGGGUUAGACCAUGAUGUUGUGGAACACCGUUUGCCUUUGAAGCCCGAGUGUCCUCCAGUCAAGCAGAAGUUAAGAAGAUCUCAUCCAGAUAUGGCUCUCAAGAUCAAAGAGGAAGUACGAAAGCAAAUUGAUGCAGGUUUCUUGAUUACCUCUGAAUAUCCUCAAUGGUUGGCCAACAUAGUGCCCGUUCCAAAGAAAGAUGGUAAGGUCAGAAUGUGUGUUGACUAUCGGGAUUUGAACAAAGCUAGUCCGAAGGAUGAUUUCCCUUUACCUCACAUUGAUGUAUUGGUUGAUAGUACUGCUAGAUGCAAGGUAUUCUCCUUCAUGGAUGGAUUCUCCGGGUAUAACCAGAUCAAGAUGGCUCCAGAAGAUAGAGAAAAGACGUCGUUCAUCACGCCUUGGGGCGCGUUCUGCUACUUAGUAAUGCCGUUUGGGUUGAUAAAUGCUGGUGCCACUUACCAGAGAGGCAUGACUAAAAUAUUCCAUGAUAUGAUACAUAAAGAGAUUGAAGUGUAUGUGGAUGACAUGAUCGUCAAAUCAGGCACUGAAGAAGAACAUGUUGAGUAUUUGUCGAAGAUGUUUCAACGGUUGAGAAAGUACAAACUCCGUUUGAAUCCUAACAAGUGUACCUUCGGUGUUAGAUCCGGCAAGCUCUUGGGUUUUAUUGUCAGCCAGAAGGGUAUUGAAGUGGAUCCCGACAAAGUCAAAGCUAUCAGGGAAAUGCCUGCUCCAAAGACAGAAAAACAAGUUAGAGGUUUUCUAGGAAGACUGAACUACAUCUCCAGAUUCAUCUCUCAUAUGACUGCCACAUGUGGGCCGAUAUUCAAGUUACUCCGUAAAGAUCAAGGGAUUGUUUGGACGGAAGAUUGCCAGAAAGCUUUUGACAGCAUCAAAGGGUAUUUGUUAGAACCCCCGAUUCUUGUCCCUCCGGUCGAAGGGAGGCCUUUGAUCAUGUAUUUGACUGUGUUAGAAGAUUCUAUGGGCUGUGUGUUGGGUCAACAAGACGAGACUGGAAAGAAAGAGCACGCCAUUUACUACUUGAGUAAGAAGUUUACUGAUUGUGAGUCCCGAUAUUCUAUGCUUGAGAAAACCUGUUGCGCUUUGGCAUGGGCUGCUAAGCGUCUUCGUCACUAUAUGGUUAAUCACACUACUUGGUUGAUAUCCAAAAUGGAUCCGAUCAAGUACAUUUUUGAGAAGCCGGCUUUAACAGGAAGAAUUGCUCGUUGGCAGAUGUUAUUGUCCGAGUAUGACAUUGUCUACCGCACUCAGAAAGCCAUCAAAGGUAGUAUUCUUGCUGACCAUUUAGCUCAUCAACCAAUUGAAGAUUAUCAGCCUAUCAAGUUUGAUUUUCCAGAUGAAGAGAUCAUGUAUUUGAAGAUGAAAGAUUGUGACGAACCAUUGUUUGGUGAAGGUCCUGAUCCAGACUCUAAGUGGGGUUUGAUAUUUGAUGGGGCCGUUAAUGUCUAUGGUAAUGGAAUAGGGGCGGUUAUCCUUACUCCAAAGGGUACUCACAUUCCUUUCACUGCAAGACUCCGGUUUGAUUGCACGAACAACAUUGCAGAAUAUGAAGCUUGCAUCAUGGGUAUUGAAGAAGCCAUUGACUUGAGGAUCAAAAAUAUUGACAUAUAUGGAGAUUCAGCUCUUGUGAUUAACCAGAUCAAAGGAAAAUGGGAAACUCACCAUGAUGGUUUGGUACCUUACAGAGACUAUGCAAGACGUUUGUUGACUUUCUUCAACAAGGUGGAACUGCACCACAUUCCUCGGGAUGAGAAUCAAAUGGCAGAUGCCCUAGCUACUUUAUCUUCAAUGAUCAAAGUGAAUCAUGGCAAUGACGUGCCGCUGAUCAGUGUCAAAUUCCUUGAUAGGCCUGCUUAUGUGUUUGCAGCCGAAGCAGUUUUCGAUGAUAAGCCGUGGUUUCAUGAUAUUAAGGUGUUUCUUCAAACUCAAGAGUACCCUCCUGGGGCAUCCCGUAAAGAUAAGAGAACUUUAAGAAGAUUGUCUGGUAACUUCUUUCUAAGUGGAGAUGUUUUGUACAAAAGGAACUUUGAUUCAGUUUUGCUCCGAUGUGUGGACCGACGAGAAGCAGAUUUAUUAAUGCAUGAGAUACAUGAAGGCUCAUUUGGGACCCAUUCUAGUGGAUAUUCAAUGGCUAAGAAAGCAUUGAGGGCAGGCUACUACUGGAUAACAAUGCAUGCUGAUUGCCAUCACUAUGCCAAGAAAUGUCACAAGUGCCAGAUUUAUGCAGAUAAGAUUCAUGUACCACUGUCUAUGCUCAACGUUAUCUCGUCUCCGUGGCCGUUCUCUAUGUGGGGCAUUGAUAUGAUUGGUCGGAUCGAACCAAAAGCUUCCAAUGGACAUCGUUUCAUACUAGUGGCCAUUGACUACUUCACCAAGUGGGUUGAAGCGGCUUCUUAUGCCAAUGUGACCAAGCAGGUGGUGGUCCGGUUUAUCAAGAACAAUAUCAUAUGUCGCUAUGGUGUCCCUAACAAGAUUAUCACGGAUAAUGGGGCAACCCCUUUUUCCUUGGUGUAUGGUACGGAAGCGAUACUUCCUGUAGAAGUUGAAAUCCCGUCUUUGAGAGUCUUGAUGGAAGCUGAGUUGUCAGAGGCUGAAUGGUGUCAGAAUAGGUACGAUCAGUUGAAUUUGAUUGAGGAGAAGCGCAUGGCUGCUUUGUGUCACGGACAACUAUAUCAGACAAGGAUGAAACAAGCAUUUGAUAAGAAGGUUCGUUCCCGUGAAUUUAAAGAAGGAGACCUAGUAGUCAAGAGUAUCAAGUCUUUUCAACCAGACCCUAGGGGCAAGUGGACACCUAAUUAUGAAGGUCCCUAUGUAGUGAAGAGAGCUUUCUCUGGUGGUGCUUUAAUUCUUACAACCAUGGAUGGAGAGGAUUUACCUCGUCCUGCUAAACCUAACCCAUAUGUUGGUGGAGUCAGUAUGCUAAUUAUAAAUGGUGGGUAUGAAACAAUUUGGCCAGCUAUCUAUACAAGGUCAGGGCCAAAAGUGGUUCCAUCUGGUAUCAAAUUGGAACCUGAAGAACAAUAUGAUCUCAAAGUCCCUGAUUCAUGGUCAGGCACAAUAUGGGUAAGAACUGGAUGUAGUGGAAACCCUAAUAGUAACUUUCAUUGUGCUAUUGGUGAUUGUCGUACUAAUAAUAUUCAUUGCCAUUACAAGGAACCACACCCACCUGUGACUCAAGUGAAAUUCAAUUUAGUUCCAAAAGGUGGUGGUAGUAGUUCCUAUAAAGUGGACCUUAAAGAUGGUUUUAGUUUACCUGUUACAUUAACCCCUUUAGAAUCCAAAUGCAAGAAAAUCAUGUGCGAUAUGAAUUUGUUGGAUCAAUGUCCUAAUUGGUUGGCUGUGUAUAGCGAUGAAGGGAGAAAGAUUGCUUGCAAGAGUCCAUGUUAUACCACUAGAGAGCCAAAGCAUUGUUGCACUGAGGAAUAUGCUUCACCUGAAAAGUGUGCGCCAAAUCGAUACACAGAGCUUUUAGAGAAUCGAUGUCCAAGUACUGUCUCUAAUGCUUUUGAUGAAACUCAUUUCACAUGUUUUGGUGGGACUAGUUUUUUAAUAUUAUUCGGCUAA
Medicago truncatula (barrel medic) is the source of this 7320-nucleotide messenger RNA. RefSeq lists its product as uncharacterized. Gene Ontology annotation, biological process: DNA integration. The record is from RefSeq and is a predicted model, not a curated record. The coding region runs from base 1 to 7320 and encodes 2439 amino acids. NCBI's taxonomy places the organism in Eukaryota, Viridiplantae, Streptophyta, Magnoliopsida, Fabales, Fabaceae. The transcript has 4 exons. Gene Ontology annotation, molecular function: RNA-DNA hybrid ribonuclease activity; nucleic acid binding.